This is a messenger RNA of Aureobasidium melanogenum CBS 110374, 1509 nucleotides long. Its product is annotated as AMPKBI-domain-containing protein. NCBI's taxonomy places the organism in Eukaryota, Fungi, Ascomycota, Dothideomycetes, Dothideales, Saccotheciaceae. The transcript has 4 exons. Gene Ontology annotation, molecular function: protein kinase binding. Bases 1 to 1509 code for a protein of 502 amino acids. Gene Ontology annotation, cellular component: cytoplasm; nucleotide-activated protein kinase complex; nucleus. Gene Ontology annotation, biological process: signal transduction. The record is from RefSeq and is a predicted model, not a curated record.
AUGGGCAACACUCCCUCGUCCAACAAGGCCGACAAGGGCAGUCAGCCCGCCUCGCCCGCCCAUGCCCACCACCAUCAACACCACGACCCUCCCCGACGCGAGCCACGACGCCGCGAAUCCAUCCCGGCCCUGACGUCCAAGACGGCCGCUGCAUCGCCCUCACUCGACACGACCUCGGCCAGUGGGCACGCCAUCCUCCCCUCGGCCUACUCUCCUUCACAACCACGCUCCACCCCUGCCUCUGCCCACCAGCGCAAUCGCUCCAACACGACAAACACUCCCAAGCAGGACUCGCCCUCGGCACCCCGCCGCUACAAGAGCCUCAAGUCGCCCAGUCCUCCGACAGAGCCUCGUCUGUCGCCUGCCUCGCAGCCUGUCGACGUUCCCACAUCACAACGACCUCCUCGCUCUGCCUCUCCUGCUACUGAAGCUGCCUAUCACCUCCCGCCAGCCAGCUUUUCGCGCCCUCCCCGCUUGCCCCUCCCAAUUGAGCAGGAAGACCACACUCCUGGUUCUCCCAUCACCUCAGCCGUCUUACCCGAUGACGAUCCCGAACAAGUCGACCUUCCUAGGCGAUCGAGUGUUGUGAGCAGUACUGUCGACGAUGACGACGAGGAGCCAGAUGGCUUCGAGGGUUAUGAAACGGCCGCUGGUGGUCCGAAGGUGCCCACCCUCAUAGAAUGGCGCAAUGCCCAACCCGGCGAUCGUGUCUAUGUAACAGGCACUUUCACAAACUGGGAACGCAAAUUUCGUCUGCACAAGGAUGGUCCUAGCAAACAUAAGAAUGCAUUGUCGGCCACCCUGCAACUACCACCCGGCACUCAUCACAUCAAGUUUAUUGCCAAUGGCGACAUGAUGACCUCGAACGAUCUGCCCACCACUGUCGACUACACCAACAUUCUGGUCAACUACAUUGAGGUGUCGCUAGACCAGCUACCAGCGCAACCUGGCAAGCCUGUACUUCCUGGUCCACCUCCGGUCAAGCCGCAAGAGCCUUCGCGACCCAUGGACAUCCGACCAAAGCCAGCCGCUCAGGCAGACAAGGACUUGACAUCCAAACAACCACAGAACACUCCUCCAAAGUCAAACGAGCCCAAGCCUCGCCAACAACCACAAUUGGUCCGUCAACAGAGCAGAGAAUGGACACAAACGAUACCAGCAUAUCUCACAGAUCUUGAUUCCUGGUAUCCGCCACCUUCAGCAAAAGAAGAAGGUCAAUCACCGUCUAGUUCUGCCGCGAGGUAUAGGUUUGAGCGUGCAAAUGCAGCUGCCGAAUCUCAGCCAGCGCCUCCUUCACUUCCAAUGUUCCUUAGCAAAAGCAUUUUGAAUGGUACUACACCAACAAAAGACGACAGCAGUGUGUUGAUCAUGCCAAAUCAUACGGUAUUGAACCAUCUAGCGACAACCAACAUCAAGCAAGGCGUGCUGGCCACGAGUGCGACCACCAGGUACAAGAGAAAGUUCUUGACCACCAUCAUGUACAAACCGCGUAGCGACGGUGAAGAAUAA